Molecule: messenger RNA, 1383 nt
Organism: Mesocricetus auratus (golden hamster)
Lineage: Eukaryota; Metazoa; Chordata; Mammalia; Rodentia; Cricetidae
Gene: Fam228b
Product: family with sequence similarity 228 member B
Exons: 9
Coding region: 263-1195 (310 amino acids)
Source: RefSeq, a predicted model, not a curated record
UUGCUGGGAAUUAGAUUCCUAGCGGCCACUCGGAUGACUACACGGCUUGAAUAGCACCUUGUAGCCGUGAGGGUUCCAAAAGAGCCCUACUUCCUGGCAACUGGAAGGGAAACAUGGAGGGUCAGUUUCCGAAGACUCUUUCCAUAGGUGCCCAAGGUCAUGAGUGUUGAUUAUGAAACCGAAGAGACUAUUACUGUGGGUUUUAACUAUAAAACAAAUGCUAUUUUAGCUUUUCUAGGGGCUCUGUUAGUUGGUGACCACAAUGAAAAAUGGAACCCAAGAUGAUCUGGUAACUGGCACGAUUCGUAAGCGCAAGAGCUCCAAAGAAUGGCUGGAACCACAGUCGCUUUCGUUUAUGGAGGCUUUAGCUAAAGAAGAUACUGAUGCAGCUGUUCAAUCAAUAUUAUAUAGAGAAAAUUAUGUAAUGAAGGAACUAGAUAAGUAUUUAUAUCAUCAUGACUUCUUAAAUGCAAGAAGAAAAGAGAUAUUGUAUAAAAAAUGGGUUGAGUGUGUGGCAGAUCCUCUACAGAAGAAAAUUUUAGAAAAAGUUUGUUCACAUAAGAAGAUUAAAAAGAGGAGAAGACAAGAGUUAGACAACUUUUUGAGGCAUUUGAAUAAGAAGGAACAUGCAUUUAUAGAGCACUAUGAUCCAAAAGAGUAUGAUCCUUUUUAUAUGAGCAAGGAGGACCCCAAUUUUCUGAAGGUUAUCAUGCCACCAUUUCGUGAUCCUUUGAAAAAAGCACAAUAUAACAAGGAUGAUGAAAAGAGAACCCUUCUUCAGUGUGAGACUGGCAAAAUCUAUACAAUGAAAGAAUUUAAAGAGAUCGAGAAGGCCCAAUUGCAUUCCAGGUUCCCGAGUAUUUCUAAUUCAAGGCAAUGUAUAACUCCAAAUGAAUGGCUUAAAGUACCCAUGAGUUACAUAGAAAGUGAAUUUUGUAAAAAGAGCAGGAUCAAAGUGAGGGCGAAUUUUAAUGCCAGCGAUUAUAAUUUGAACCCACUGAUAUGGGUGCCUAAUUUUCUGGAAUCCCAGAAGGAAGAAAAGACAGUCAGUCACAAAAACAAAGGGCUCUCCUCUCUGGACAGUGAAGCUCUGUGUCUCCAGGAGGGAAAGAGCUCGAGUUCCAAAGGGAUCAGUUCUGAAGGUCACCAUUCUUCUGCAGACCUCUGCCAGGAGGUAGAAAGGGAUGGGGACUAGGAUGCCGUGAGUACUAACCAGGAUUCGGGUAUGACAACCACACAUCUUGAUUGCUGCUUUGUGCAAGAACCCACAAAAGAAGACAGCUUUAGAUGAGUUCCCUGCGGGCAGGAAUUCUUCUGAGAGGUCCCAAGGAAGACACUGAGGAAUCACUAUCACUGCUCUUGCAAUAAACUUCCUUUAAUUUA